GUUGCCAAAUCGACGAAACUUGAGUUUGACUUGCCAUCAAAACAAAACCCGGAAAGUGCAAGAGGAUUUUGUGGAAUAGGACCCGUAAAAAUGGUUGAACCGACGGAACAUUUGCUUGCCCUUAAAGUGAUGCGCUUAACGCGCCCCACACUCAUCAGCCCGCAAGUGUUGACGGCGGAACCGAAAGAUUUACCGCAGAGUUCGUUCGAAAAGAUCAUCAAAAACGAUGCGACGGCGGUGGCGGGCUGUGAGACGAUUGCCGCGGGCCAAUUUAUGCUUCUACCGCAAAGCUUUGGUAACAUUUACCUGGGAGAGAUGUUUUCUAGCUACGUUUGCGUACACAACUGCCGCUCCCAUCCCGUCUCGAAUGUGUCGGUGAAGGCGGAUCUCCAGUCGAACAAUAGCCGGGUCAGUCUGCCGAUCCACGCGGACAAGACGGGUCCGGUAACGCUGAAUCCAGAGGAAACCCUUGACGAUGUCAUCCACCAUGAGGUGAAGGAAAUCGGAACGCACAUCCUGGUGUGCGAAGUAUCCUACAUGACUCCGGCGGGACUGGAGACUUCGUUUCGGAAGUUUUUCAAAUUUCAAGUCGUCAAACCACUGGACGUAAAGACCAAGUUCUACAACGCCGAGACGGACGAUGUGUAUCUCGAGGCGCAGAUACAGAACAUCACUGUCGGACCGAUCUGCCUGGAGAAGGUGGAGCUGGAAAGCUCGGAGCAGUACACGGUCACCUCACUCAACACACUGGCCACCGGUGAAUCGGUGUUUUCGUCGAAAACGAUGCUACAACCGCAGAAUAGUUGCCAGUUUCUGUACUGCAUACGGCCCAUCCCGGAGGUUGCGCGCGAUCCGAAUGCUCUUAAGGCGGCCAAUAACAUCGGCAAGCUGGAUAUCGUGUGGAGGUCGAAUUUGGGAGAACGAGGACGACUGCAGACCAGCCAGCUGCAGCGUUGCCCUCUGGAGUACAGUGAUCUGCGGUUGCUUGUGAUCGAAGCAAAAAGCACAGUUCGUAUCGGGGAAGGAUUCAGCUUCCGUUGCCGGGUGACGAACACGAGCGAACGUUCGAUGGAUCUGCUGAUGGGGCUAAACACGAAGGCUAAGCCAGGAUGUGGAUACACCGGUGUGACCGAGUUCGCACUGGGGCCACUAGAACCGGGACAGAUGAAAGAGUUUCCCCUUACCGUUUGCCCGGUGCGGUUGGGUCUGAUUGUCAUUUCGAACCUACAGCUAACGGAUCUGUUCACGAAGCGCAAGUACGAGUUCGAUAACUUCCUGGAAGUGUUCGUCGUGGAGGAAGACUACCGAGAAGAGGAGUUCCACGUGGACAAGUACGUACGCUACAGCAUUCCGGCGACCGUCUAGCGCUUCAGUCACCCAUUCCCCGUAAGCUCAUCAACACGAUUAUGAUGGAAUUUGUUUAUUUAUUAAAUCCUAAUAAAUCAGUUGUUUUGUGAGCAUGA
This is a messenger RNA of Anopheles aquasalis, 1463 nucleotides long. RefSeq names its product probable trafficking protein particle complex subunit 13 homolog. Lineage: Eukaryota; Metazoa; Arthropoda; Insecta; Diptera; Culicidae. The record is from RefSeq and is a predicted model, not a curated record. Gene Ontology annotation, cellular component: TRAPPIII protein complex.